Molecule: messenger RNA, 549 nt
Organism: Magnolia sinica
Lineage: Eukaryota; Viridiplantae; Streptophyta; Magnoliopsida; Magnoliales; Magnoliaceae
Exons: 2
Coding region: 1-549 (182 amino acids)
Molecular function (GO): nucleic acid binding
Source: RefSeq, a predicted model, not a curated record
AUGGGGUGCGUCCUGGGUCAGCAUGAUGACUCAGGAAAGAAAGAGCAAGUCAUCUACUACCUGAGCAACACUCUAGUCGGAUAUGAGACGAGGCACACGCCUCUGGAAAAGACGUCGCCUUGCUGUCGUUUGGGCAACCCAGAAGCUCAGACAUUACAUGCUGGCCCACUCGGGGUUAAGCUGCUGGCCCGAAUGGAUCCUCUGAAGUCUUUGUUCGAGAAGCCAGCUAAAUCCAUCAAGGGACAGGCCAUCGCCGAUCACUUGGCCACGCACCCCGUCCCGGCCUACGAACCGUUGAAGACAGACUUCCCCGAUGAAGACCUCUUGUUUGUCACUGCGGAAGAGCCCAAUAACUGGCAGAUGAACUUCGACGGAGCCUUUAAUGACUCCGGAAAUGGUAUAGGGAGAAUGAUGAUGUCCCAAGAGGAAAGACUAUUGAUCAGCAGACUGAAUUUUGAAUGUACGAAUAACAUUGCGGAGUACGAAGCCUGUAUAGCCGGGCUCAAGCUUGCCAUUGACAUGUCCUUAAAGCGAAGCGCCUCGAUGUGA